Molecule: messenger RNA, 3427 nt
Organism: Clupea harengus (Atlantic herring)
Lineage: Eukaryota; Metazoa; Chordata; Actinopteri; Clupeiformes; Clupeidae
Source: RefSeq, a predicted model, not a curated record
AUACCUGAUGAUCCAAUCCUUAAAUAAGUAAAUUAUGAAAAGACAAAUUUGGCGCUUUGAUUUGAUUCUGGUUGUUUAUUAAAAUGCUGCAAAAUCAUAACAUAAAAAACAAUGGAUAGAAUAGAGUAAGCUGAGCAAAAUGUACAGCCUCGAAGGUUAUGUAACACAUGGGACAUAUGAGGGUAGCAGAUCACUCAGUGACAGAGAAUGAAGUGUUAAAUACAGCAGCAAUAAAGGUUGUAAUAUAAAAUGAUUAAAAAAAAGAAGAAUAUCUGUUUUGGACAGUCUCGUCUGAAGGAAAAGAUAUUUCGACAGAGAUGUCCACAAAAAUAUAGCCGGCAUUUAAAGUGGCCUAUAAACUGUAGGUGCAAACAUCAUUGUACGAAUCAUGAUUUCUCAAAAGAGGCGCAAAUGUUUUUAUUUUUUUUAUUUUUUUUAAGCUUGAUACAUAGAAAAAAUGUGGGAGUACAUUUAAACUUUUACCCUGUAGGUGGCGAUAGUGACAUUUCGAGUUUGAGAUUCACUAGAAAUGAAGAACGUAGCCUAUACGCGAGACAAAUAUUUUGGCGGGUGUGUGGACUGCACGUAAGUUGAACGAAAGUUCUAUUAAACCUGAAACGGAAACCGUCGGAUCAUUAAAAUGAAUAGUGAUCUAGCGUUAGUUGUUUGUAAAUGACAAACAUAUGUUUGUGUCAAGAAAGACAUACUAAAUGACAAUGGCUGCUUUGAAACUGGUUGACGGCAAGCACCAUGAAACAUCACAUCAUACCUAUCGCAUGCAGAGCUCAAAGAGACAUGAGGCAGACGGUACAGUAAAGGUGGAGUGUGUGAUUAAAGAGGUGGAGAUCCGCACUAAGUUCAGGCACCUCACCAUGAGCCAGUCCGAAGCAGCUGACCCAUGUCAGACCAAUGCUGGGUCCCGCUGGAAGUCAUUCAAAAGUAAGGGGCAUACCAGACCUGUCAGCACUCUGGCUGACAAAUGCCAAGAGUCUGAUCAGGAUUGCGGGGACGAUGAUCUCUUCGACCUCACCAACAGCUCUCGUAGUUGCCGCGACGGGUGGAUGAAGAGCUCUGAGAGUCCUACAUGGGGUUUGGAUGGAGGUUCGUCCCCAGUCACUUACAGUUUGGUUCUCCUGUCAGACGGCAUUGAGUCGGAGGCAGCGUGCUCAAACGCAGAGUCGGCAGAAAUGGUCCUCGUCUCAGAGAGCGAGGAUGAACCUUUGGACCUGAGCCUGUCGCCAUAUUCAGGCCCCAAUGUAUCUCCUGAACGGAUUAUCUCUCCUGUGACCCACAUGCUGUCCCUUUCUCAGAGCCAAGAGCCCUCAUCGCCGGAGAGCAGUGGGGCAGAGGCUGGCUUGACGUUUAGGAUUGGUUUUAGUGGGAGGGAGUCUGCCCCGACUGGCCGUGGAAGUGAGGGGUUGAUUGUGAUAGGCUGUGAAGAUGAGGACUGUGAGGACGGGAGUGUGUCGGACGGCUCCCACUGCUCCUUCGCCUCGGGCCCCAGCAAACUGCGGAGUCCCAUUCCCCAGAGGCCGUGUGCCAGCUGCCUGAGGCUCCAUGCAAAUAUGAAGAGGCAGCCCAACAGGACGAAGACCAGGGUGAAAGAUCCAGCCUGUUUGGACUAUGACCAGUGGAUGCUGUUAAAACCGUGGCGAAGUCGAGGAGUGCACGGCUUUCCCAGAGUGAGGGGGAAGUUGUUUGAGCAUCUUCCUUUGAUCCGGCGGCGUGCAAAAGUCCGGGCUGAGGAAGACCUAGAGGAUAAAUAUGAAGUCUGUACAAGACCUCAUGUGUUUCUGCAAAGAAACUUUCGACAUUGCCAGAAGUCUCAGCCAAAAUUCCUCAAGCGCAAACAGGUCAGGAAAAGGGCAGGGUCAAGAGGGGGUCGAAGGUCAGCUAACCUCUGGCCCCCAAUUGGGGGCCCUAUAGCGAAGAAGAAGAGGAAGAGCUUGGAGGACUCCAUAAACAAGAAGAGAAAGAGUGUGAGAGAGGAGAAAAAUAUGAGAAGGAGACGAGAGGAGACGAGUGUGACAGAUGAGCAGGACGAAGACAGCAUGCUGCUGGGUAAGGAGCACCCUAGCUAUGACGUCACUGCAGACUGCAGUAUAGAGGAAAAUGCAAACCGGCAAAGUCCAGACAGACGUAUGGACACGAUCACUGACACACAGACAAAUGGAUGCCCUGACAAGCAUGUAAAUGUCAAUGCACAAAGCCACUCAGACAGACACGCAGGUGCUGAUAUAGGCAGUCGGCCACACAGGCGCACAGACAGAAAUGCAGUCGGUAGCUCAGAUGGCCGAGAAGCCAGACUGGGAGACCUUAGGACAGACAGACGCAGAGACAAACAGUGUUCAAACCAAGACUCUGUCUUGAAAGCAGAUGGACAUAGUAAAGUGAAGGCAGUCAAGCAUAUAGUCAGUGGUUCAGACAGGCAUGCAGAUAUAAGCACAUAUAAGCCCAUUAUUCGUCUGGUUAGAUGCGGUAAUGUGAGGGGGGAUUUCAACACAGCAAGACAAAUGGACAGACCCAGGCAGGCGCCACACAGUCCGGAGAGUCGGUCAAACAAUCAUCUCGAGGUUGCUUCAAGCAGGCAUUCAGAUGUAGCCCCAAGCAUUCACUUAAACAGCCCCUCAAUAAUGAUUGGAAACAAAGUCUUGGACGGUGCAGGUAGUCUCGUGGACAGUCGUGUAGAAGUUAGUUCAGACAAACGUGCUGAUUUGAGCUCUUGUGGCAAGGCAGGCGCGGGCCAGACUCGCAGGUCUCUCACAUUUGAAGACCUGCUGAAAAAACCUCCCUCCACCACGCCCAUGAUGAGCGUCUCCAAAGCAACCCCAGUGUUGGGGUCAGAGGACCCAUACACGUUCCGUACCCCAACACCUCCCGGAGCUCAGACUUUCGAAAUGCUCAGGAAGCACCACCCGUUUGCCCGCACCUAUGAGAACACGGGGGCUCGACCAGCUGGCUUCAAGUCCAUGUUGAGCACUCUGGAUCGGAAGCACUGCGCUGUUGUCCGGGAGAACUACCCCUGAGUGGCGAGGGGAUGGUUGGGUGCAGCAGCCAUUGAAGUACACUUAUUGCCUGUUCUGAGCAGUUCAUGCAGUUCUUUGCACCUUAUCUUUAUAGCCUAUGUGGGGAAAAUGUUAAAGUAUUUAUUGUUAUUGUGUUGUGUUGUUAUUGUGUUGAAAUGUGUAUUAUUAGUUGAUCCUUUGUACUUGAAAGAAGCAUUAAGCUUAAUUUUCCUUACUGAUAUCCUAAAUCAGCCUAUAAGUGUGGCUGUCAGACCUGUCUCACAUAAAGUGGAUUGGAUAAAAACAGAGCUUUUUGAAGGGUGUGCAUUGUGUCUCAUUAAUGUUCUAUGAUGCAUUUUGAAAUUGAGAGGAUUUUGUUGGAAAAAGUACUUUGAAGAAAUAAAUAAAACGUUUUUGCAGGU